UCUCUACUGUGAAAGUGUAUGCUGGUCCAGACCUCAAGUCAGUGUAGCAGCAGCUGACAGUCUAGACCAAGAAAUGGACUCUGAAACCAGCAGAACGAUGGAGAUGGCAGCACUUGGUCGGCCUUUUAGCCUUGGAAUGCUGUAUGACUGCCGCCAAGACUCACUCAUCCCUGGAAUGACACUGUGGGACUGCAAUGAUCUGGAAAAAGAUACAAGAGAGAGACCAAAACCUAACAGUAACUUUGAGAUUGUUGCAUCUGAAUCAAUUGAAGAUAAAUCUUCAUCUCUAAAGGUUGAAGCUUCUCUUAAAGCAAGUUUCCUGGGUGGACUGGUUGAGGUUGAUGGAUCUGCCAAAUACCUGAAUGAUAGCAAGGCUUCCAGAAAUCAGGCCAGAGUAUCACUGAAGUAUGAAACCACCACAAAGUUCCAGCAACUGUCAAUGAGUCACCUUGGAAGAGGCAAUGUAAAGCAUCCGUAUGUUUUUGAUAAAGGAAUAGCCACACAUGUAGUCACAGGUAUUCUUUAUGGGGCACAAGCCUUCUUUGUGUUUGACCGUGAGGUGUCAGAGAAGGAAGAUCAUCAAGACAUUCAGGGCAACUUGAAGGUGAUGAUCAAGAAGAUCCCACUUCUUGCUAUAGAGGGUGAAGGUUCCCUGAAGAUGGAAGACAAGGACAGAGCAACUGUUGACAAAUUCUCCUGCAAAUUUCAUGGAGACUUUUCUCUUAAGAAAAACCCUGUGUCCUUUCAGGAUGCAGUAGAAGUAUAUCAAAGCCUCCCAAAAUUGCUGGGAGCUAAUGGAGAAAACGCUGUACCAAUGAAGGUCUGGCUGUUGCCGCUGACAAUUUUAGAUUCUUCUGCUGCUCAGCUCGUUCGUCAGAUAAGUAUAAGAUUAGUUCAGGAGGCACAGAGUGUCCUGGAAGACUUCAGUGAGCUGGCCAUGAGGUGCAACGAUGCAAUGAGGACAACAACUGCUCAGCAGUUCCCACAGAUCGGAAAAAAACUUAAAAGUUUUAAGGAAAUGUUGUCAGAGUUCAAGCUGGAAUUGCAACGAAAGCUGGCAAAGAAACUUCCAUCAAUCAGAGGAGGAGGUGAAGAGGAGGCUGUGCUCGCAGAGAUCCUGAAGAAGAGACAUUCGUCUCCUUUCAACAGUAAAAACCUUAAUGAGUGGAUGGACUGUAAAGACGGAGAACUCUGCAUUUUAAAAUCUUUCACCAACAUGAUGAAAAGCACAAAGAUCAUCCAAUCUCAAAGUGAUCUGUACAAAGAAACUCUCAGUGCAGAGCAUGCUGUGUGUUUUGUUUUCACCUCACUGGGAAGUGAUGAACCUUACCUCUCAGCUUUAUCAAACUACUUAAGAGGAACAACCGAACCAGACGACGCUCAACAUCCACACACUCGUGAUGUGGAGAGGGAACAGUGGUACCUUUCAAACAAAGUCCCUGAUUCAAUGAGGAAUAAAGCAAAGCUCUUCAGCAAUUUUGCAGAGGCCAACAAGGAGAACAAGAACAUAAAGUUCCUGACAGUGGGUUUGACUAACGAGACACAGAAAGGUUCAAGCAUCUACCUUUAUAAAGACGGCAUUUCUGUCAGUGAGAACUUUGAACCUCCUUCAGAACCUGAAACUGUGACAGGAAGUGACAUAAACCACAACAGUGUGACACUGAAGAUUUCUCCACCCAGAUUUGGAGCAGAGAACAUCACCUCCUACUGUGUGGAGUACUGUGUCAGAGGAGAGGAGGGAUGGCAACAACACACAGCAUCAAAGGCUGAAGAAGUCACAGUGAGUGAUCUGAGUCCUGACACUGAGUAUGUGUUCAGAUGUAGAGCAGUGACCUCAGUAGGUGUUGGACCAGUCAAUGAAGUCAAUGCUUCCAUUAAAACAUUGCCUUGCAGUCCUCCUGGAAAACCUCAAGUUGAACCAAACUCCAGUGAGAUAUCAGUUAGCUGGCAGAAACCUGCUGAGCUUGGACAAGAUGUCCAGAUUUGGAGCUACAUCGUGGAGUACGCCCAAAAGGACAAAGAGGUGAAAGAGGAAGAUCUCCAAUGGAAACAAAAAAUGUCAAGAGCUGAAAAGGCGAUCAUUUCAGGGCUUCAGUCAGAGACAGAAUAUGCAGUCAGGAUCAGAUGUGAUUGUAGUUUGGUUGGCAGAAGCAAGGAAAGCAUCACCGUUAAUGUCUGCACAACAAAACGUGAAUUUGCUCGUCUUGCAGAAUUCCUGCAACAUAUUAGCAAGAGUCUACAUUCUGGAUCCCCAUCACUUUACAAACUGCCACUGAAAAAAGAAGAUAUGGACAUAGAUGGAUGCCGAUGGUAUGAGUUUGGCAAAGAAAGCAUGCGGCAGAAUCGUACUAUUAUGCUUCUUGGAGCGACUGGAUCAGGAAAGUCCACUUUCAUCAAUGGAAUGAUCAACUACAUUGUUGGUGUAGAGUGGAAGGACAAAUUCAGAUUUAAAUUAAUUGUUGAGAAUCAGUCAAGGUCACAAGCUGAAAGCCAGACCUCUGAGGUCACUGUGUACAAAGUCAACCACCAAGAAGGGUUUAAAAUCCCCUUCUCUCUGACUGUUGUGGACACACCAGGGUUUGGGGAUACAAGAGGAGUAGGAAGAGACAAGGAGAUCACAGAACAAAUCCGGAGGCUUUUCCUCUCAGUGAACGGAGUCAGUGAGAUUGAUGCAGUGUGUUUUGUUACCCAGGCCUCUCUUGCACGACUAACAGCAACACAACGGUAUGUGUUUGACUCUGUGCUCUCCAUUUUUGGCAAAGAUGUGGCAGAAAACAUUGAGAUGCUGGUGACUUUUUCAGAUGGAAAGCAGCCCCCCGUGCUUGAGGCAAUAAAUGUCUCUGGAGUUCCAUGUCCAAAAAAUGACAUAGGGCUUCCAGUUCACUUCAAAUUCAACAACUCAGCAUUGUUUGCAGACAACAAACGCAUCAAUGACGGGGCCUGUGAUGAGGAUGAGGAUGAUGAUGAUGAUGAUGAUGAUGACAACUUUGAUGAAAUGUUUUGGAACAUGGGUACCAAAAGUAUGGAGAAGUUCUUCACUGCUUUGGGUAAAAUGAAAACCAAAAGCUUGCUAAUGACCCAAGAGGUUCUAAAAGAACGGAAGCAGCUUGAAACAGCUGUUGAAGGUUUGCAACCGCAAGUUAGAGCUGGAUUAGCAAAACUUGAAGAAAUUAAGAAAACUAAAGAAAAGAUCAAAGAGCAUGAAACAGUCCUGACUUCAAAUAAAAACUUUGAGAUUGAGGUGGAAGUGAUUAAGCCGGUCAAAAAACAGCUCACAAAGAAAGGAGAGUACAUUACAAACUGCCAGAAAUGUUCAGUAACAUGCCACUACCCAUGUGCAAUAGCAGAUGAUGAAAAAAAAGACGGCUGUGCAGCAAUGGAUAGGACUGGGAUGUGCACUGUCUGCCCUGGAAAAUGUGUCUGGAGUGUGCAUUUCAACCAGACAUACAGUUGGGAGUAUGUUAAAGUGAAAGAGAAGCUGACACUGCAAGAGAUAAAAGACAAGUAUAAAAAAGCCACAAAAGAAAAGAUGACGACUGAGGAAUUGAUUGAGAGACAAGAGGAAGAGAUCGUCCAUCUUCAAGACAUGAUUGUGUCCCUCAUGGAUCAGUCAGCUGACUCUAUAACUCGUCUGCAAGAGAUCGCCCUGAGGCCUAACCCUCUGACCACUCCAGAGUACAUUGACUUGCUGAUUGAAGGAGAAAAGUCUGAGGCCAAAGAGGGUUAUCAGGCUCGAAUCCAGUCUUUGGAAGCAAUGAAGGACCGGGCAAAAAUCAUCUCCAAGGUGGCCAGAGGAGAUAAACUUACAAAAACAGAGGAGGAACUGUCUGAAGAAAGACAGGACAGGAAAGAAAAGCAAGGUUUGCUAAAGAGAAUUGGAGGUUUCUUUGGACUUUAGGGUAUAACAAAAACAAAAACAAAAAAAUCUGUAAAUCUGUAUAGCCAUGCUAGCAGCUGCCACAAUGAUGAUGAUGAAUUAUAAUGUUCCAAGUACAGCUACUAGUCAUGCAAAUUUUAGCAUUUUAACCUGCUCACAAUUAACAAGUUAGAUGUUAUAGGCUAAUGCAGGGAAAGAUGCUGAUAAACUUGUCUGUCUUAAUCUCUUGUCGUCAAAUACCUUGUUAGACAUUUGGAAAUUUGAAACUGUUGGUACAUUGGCAAAGUUUGAUUCCCUCCUUCAGUCAUGAAUAGUUCAUUCUUAGUAAAUUGCUUAUUAUCUUUGUUUGUUCAGUGUCAUUUAAUGUCAUCAGGAGCUUUGGUGCCAUUAACUGCUGCCACGCAAAUGUUUGGCCGAAGAUAACAUUAAUUUUGUUAUUGAAACUAUUUAGUGUAAUAAUCACUCAAUUAUACUGUACUGGCUUUAAGACAUAUUUUCAAUUUUAUUUUUUAGUAUCUGAUAACAUGUUGAUAUAAACACACUUUCUUUCAUUCUUGGUUUAUUUUUGCUUUUAAGACAGAUGAUGAGAAAGAUGUCACAAUAAAUGGAUUUUGUUGAA
Messenger RNA from Seriola aureovittata, 4496 nucleotides. RefSeq lists its product as uncharacterized. The record is from RefSeq and is a predicted model, not a curated record. Bases 74 to 3898 code for a protein of 1274 amino acids. Gene Ontology annotation, molecular function: GTP binding; protein binding. The transcript is spliced from 4 exons. Lineage: Eukaryota; Metazoa; Chordata; Actinopteri; Carangiformes; Carangidae.